AGAAAAAUGUAAGUAGAUUUUCUCCCACUUUUUAUAUUUAAGCAAAUCUCUUUCUUACAGGUAGCAGUAUCAGAUGUGCAGUUCGGCCCCAUGAGAUUUCAUCAAGCUCAACUUCAGGUACUUUUAGUGUUUACCAAGGAAGAUAACCAGUGCAGUGGAUUCUACAGGGCAUGUGAAAGAGCUGGGUUUAAAUGUACAGUCACCAAGGAGGCACAGGCUGUCCUUGCCUGUUUCCUGGAUAAACUCCAUGACAUCAUCAUCAUAGACCACAGAAAUCCCCAACAACUGGAUGCAGAAGCACUAUGCAGGUCUAUCAGAGCAUCAAAACUCUCAGAAAACACGGUUAUUGUUGGUGUAGUACAAAGGAUGGACAAGGAAGAGUUGUCUUUAAUGCCCUUCAUUGCUGCUGGCUUCACACGGAGGUAUAUAGAAAACCCCAGUAUCAUGGCCUGUUACAACGAACUGCUCCAGUUGGCGUUUGGAGAGGUGCGAUCACAGCUCAAACUCAGGGCUUGUAACUCAAUAUUUACUGCAUUAGAGAGGAGUCAAGAAGCAAUUGAAAUUACAAGUGAAGACCACAUUAUACAGUAUGCAAAUCCUGCAUUUGAAACAACAAUGGGCUACCAAUCAGGUGAAUUAAUAGGGAAGGAGUUAGCACAAGUGCCCAUAAAUGAAAAAAAAGGUGACUUGCUUGAUGCCAUAAACUCAUGCAUCAAGAUAGGCAAGGAGUGGCAAGGAGUUUACCAUACCCAAAAGAAAAAUGGAGAUAAUAUACAACAGAACGUGAAGAUAAUACCUGUCACUGGGCAGGGAGGAAAAAUCAGGCACUAUGUGUCCAUUAUCAGAGUGUGCAAUGAUAACAAUAAGGUUGAGAAAGUAUCUGAUGGUGUUCUGACCGACAGUCAAACAGAUAAUCAGUCAGGCAAACAUAAAGACAGGAGGAAAAGCUCAGUGGACAUGAAGGCUGUUGCUUCUCGAGCAAGUGAAGUUUCCAACCAGAGGAGAAAUUCCUCCUUGGCCCGGGUACAUUCAAUGAUGAUUGAGGCACCCAUCAACAAGGUAAUCAGUAUUAUCAGUGCUGCCCAGGAGAACAGUCCUAUGCCUGUGAUAGAAGCCUUGAACCGUGUGCUGGAAAUUCUGAGAACCACUGAGUUAUAUUCACCACAGUUUAAUACUGAAGAAGAUGAUCCUCAUGCCGUCAACCUCGUAGGGGGCUUAAUGUCUGACGGUUUACGAAGAUUUUCAGGAACUGAGUAUGUUCUUUCAACAAAAAACAUUCAGCAGGCUUCAAGCAGUAUGAUCAUCCCCCUCUCCCUUCAUGAUAUUCCACCUCGGAUUGCCCUGGCCAUAGAAAAUGAAGAAUAUUGGGACUUUGACAUUUUUGAGCUAGAGGCUGCCACCCAAAAUAGGCCUUUGAUUUAUCUAGGUCUCAAAACAUUUGCUCGCUUUGGAAUCUGUGAAUUCUUACAGUGCUCCGAGUCAACAUUGAGAUCGUGGUUCCAAAUUAUUGAAGCCAAUUAUCAUUCUUCUAACCCUUACCACAAUUCUACACAUUCUGCAGAUGUGCUUCACGCCACUGCCUAUUUCCUUUCCAGGGACAAAAUAAAGGAAACUUUAGAUCCAAUUGAUGAGGUUGCUGCCCUCAUCGCUGCCACCAUUCACGAUGUGGAUCACCCUGGGAGAACCAACUCGUUCCUUUGCAAUGCAGGAAGUGAGCUGGCCAUUUUAUACAAUGACACUGCUGUGCUGGAGAGCCACCAUGCAGCCCUGGCCUUCCAGCUGACUCUUGAAAAUGACAAGUGCAAUAUCUUUAAAAACAUGGAGAGGAAUGAGUACCGGACCCUACGCCAGGGUAUUAUUGACAUGGUCCUAGCCACAGAAAUGACAAAGCAUUUUGAACAUGUCAACAAGUUUAUCAACAGUAUCAACAAGCCCUUGACAACACUAAAAGAAAAAGAGGAAAUUGGCAAAGACCAAGGAGCUAUAAGUGCUAUGCUCAAGACUCCAGAGAACCGGGCUCUCAUCAAACGAAUGAUGAUCAAGUGUGCCGAUGUGUCCAAUCCCUGCCGGCCCCUGGAGUACUGCAUCGAGUGGGCUGCACGCAUUUCAGAAGAAUAUUUUUCUCAGACUGAUGAAGAGAAGCAGCUGGACUUGCCUGUAGUGAUGCCAGUUUUCGACAGAAACACCUGCAGCAUCCCCAAAUCUCAAAUCUCUUUCAUUGACUACUUCAUCACAAACAUGUUUUACGCCUGGCAUGCCUUUGUGAACCUGCCUAUUUUAAUGCAGCACUUGGAUGAUAACUACAAGUACUGGAAAGGACUGGAUGAAAAGAAGCUGCGGAGCCUCCGACCCCCUCCAGAAUAGCAUGGGGCACACAUCUGGCCUAAGGCUUACUCUCCUGUCCUUUGCAGUUUCUGAGCACAGCUGGAGUUUCUCCAUCCUUUCAGUGUUAGGCAGAUCUGUCCCCUUAUCUGCAGAGCCUGUGAAAGCGCAUGGGGACAUCAGCCUUCUGUGUCUAUCAUUUGAUGCCAUAGCAUGAGCCUACUGCAAAGGCUCCUUAGAACAGCACCUAAGAAUCCCAGUUUGCAUCAACUUUGUGUUGCCACAGGCCUGGGAACCCUGGGAGCAGAGGUGGUCCAUGGCUUUCCUGCCUGGGAAACUGCAAACCAUUUCUCCUAGUUCCUUCAGCACUCAGAAGAGCCAUGGCAAUCAGAUCUGUAGCAACUUUCUUCACAUCAUAGACGGUGCAGUCACUCACUUUGGAACACUACUGAAAGUGAAGUCUCUUAAAAUUGAGUAGCUAAUGAGACAAAGAAAUUUUGAGGUUGAUUAUUACCAAUUAUUAAAUGUUUUAUUUAUUUUAUUAGAAGUUCAAUAUUUUCUAUGAAUUUAAAAACACUUCAAAGCCAAAGUCAACUCCAAAUGCCACAACCAAAUUUACGUGACUCAUAUUCAUUAUAUACAUGACUUGGUGUACAGACUUAUUUUCAUAAUGCAGAUUUAAAAUAUACAGUUAUACAUUUUUAUUACACUAUAGAAAUAUUUGUGUUUCUGCCGGGUGUGGUGGCGCACACCUAUAGUCCCAGCACUUGGGAGGCAGAGGCAGGCAGAUCUCUGUGAGUUCAAGGCCAGCUGGGGCUACAGGGAGACCCUGCUUCAAAAAGAAAAAAAGAAAAAGAAAUAUUUGUGUAUCUUAAGCUUUCCUCUUUGACACUAAUGGGAAAGCUGUUUGCUGGCGGCUCUCACUCUAGAGCGCUGACAGAAGCCGCUUCUGCUUGCAGAGCCUGGCUCUGACACAGCAUCUGUCAGCUGAUGAGUUCUGCAGAGAAAAAUUAGAAUUUGACCAUUUUUUCCCUAAAAUUUUGUAAAUGAAUUUCUAAGAGCCUGCCUUAUUUUAUACUGUUUCUAUAAAAUAUGACCUACAAAACCAAAGAGCAAACCUGAAAUAUUUAAUGAUUGCUAUUUUAUAACCAAUGUGUUUUCAUCUGCCAUGGGAGUCUUUGAUUCUAGAAAUUUAUAAAGAUUCUAUAUCUUCACAUUUUGAGUAAGCAUAAUACUUAUAUAAAAAUGGCUUAAUGAAAUGUCAAAGUGUUGGUUUCAUUUUAAACUUGUAUUUUUUCCAGAUAAAAAUGAAAUUAAACUAUUGUUUUUAAGAA
This is a messenger RNA of Nannospalax galili (Upper Galilee mountains blind mole rat), 3656 nucleotides long. RefSeq names its product phosphodiesterase 8A (gene Pde8a). The transcript has 21 exons. Gene Ontology annotation, molecular function: 3',5'-cyclic-AMP phosphodiesterase activity. Gene Ontology annotation, biological process: positive regulation of ERK1 and ERK2 cascade; regulation of DNA-templated transcription; signal transduction. Bases 91 to 2364 code for a protein of 757 amino acids. The record is from RefSeq and is a predicted model, not a curated record. NCBI's taxonomy places the organism in Eukaryota, Metazoa, Chordata, Mammalia, Rodentia, Spalacidae.